AUGGACAGGGAAUCUAGAGCGCAGAUCUUUGAAUGGCAGGUCCUACCUUUCGGAACAACCUGCAGCCCCUGUUGUGCAGUGUACGCCUUACAGCAGCACGUCAGGGACUAUGAGCCACCAGACUCUCUGCUCAUGCAAGUGGUUGAGCACUCCUUCUAUGUGGAUAAUUGCCUCCACAGUCUGAGUAAGGUUGAAGAAGCCAAAGCUCUCAUUGACACUCUGCGUGAACUUCUUAGCGAGGGAGGUUUCGAGAUCCGACAGUUGGCUAGCAACAUGCCAGAAGUUGUGGCCCAUCUACCACCUGAUGCACGAUCAGCAACUAGUGAGCUGUGGUUAUCCAAAGCAAGUGAUAACCUCCACGAACCCACCCUUGGACUAUGCUGGGAUUGUUUGAAUGACACUCUGAGUUUCAAGCGUCACACAACAGAAUCAUCAGCUGCCACUCUUCGAAAUGUCUACAGUGUCCUGGCCAAGCUUUAUGACCCCCUAGGAUUCAUUGUACCAUUUACCACUCGUUGUAAGGUGCUCAUCCAAGAUAUGUGGAAGUCCAACCUCGGUUGGGACGACCAGAUCCAGCCUGCAGAUCUCCUUGACAAGUGGUCAACCUGGGAAAUGAUCCAAGAGCACCGCUGGAAUAAGGGCCCGCACUUCCUUUACCUGCCAGAAAAUGAGUGGCCCAAUUUGCCUACAUCUGACCUGGAACCGGAUGCCACAGAGCUGAGGAAAUCCGCCUUCGUUGGAACUAUUUCCUGUGCUUCAUCCACUCAGCUUACUGAUUUCAGUAAGUUCUCCACAUGGAAACAGCUUCUACAAGAGACAGCUAGCUCCCUUCAUGGGGCGGCUGAUGCUGGUGCUUCAUCCCCACCUUCCGCCGUGGAUUUUCUGCAAGAACGUAACAAGUGGAGGAACGAUGGCAAGACCCUUUUGGCUGGUCAAGUUGUCUUGAUAGUGGAUCCUCAACUCCCCCGAGGAUUGUGGCCUGUAGGACGGAUCACUCAGACACAUCCAGGAGCAGAUGGACGGGUCCGGACUGCCAGAAUACAAGUGAAGAAUCGCACCUACCUUCGCCCAGUCGCCCGACUGAUCAUGCUUCCACCUCUUGAUGACGAGGACACUACCUCAUAG
Entelurus aequoreus (snake pipefish) is the source of this 1125-nucleotide messenger RNA. RefSeq lists its product as uncharacterized. Lineage: Eukaryota; Metazoa; Chordata; Actinopteri; Syngnathiformes; Syngnathidae. The record is from RefSeq and is a predicted model, not a curated record. Bases 1 to 1125 code for a protein of 374 amino acids. The transcript has 2 exons.